GGGGCUUGGCAGUUUUCCCCCCCAAUUGCUUGUCCAAACCCCCGGGCGCCUCCCCAGGUGAUUCUGAGGUACGGAAGGGGUGGGAUCCAGUCGUGAGAUUGUUGCUCAAAUGGUGGGUGGAACCACGUGUUCCGGCAGCACCUAAGUGGGGAGGGGCUAAGUGGGCUGAUUGCUCGGGGCCACCGCUGCUGGUGAGUCCCCGGGGUGGAGCCGCACAGCCGCGAGCCUUUGACCAGCGCCCUGGCCCCUCGCAGGACGUGAGAACCCUGGUGGGAGAAGAGCCUGAAGGGACCACCUAUGCUUUUCCAAACAAGUUCUUCCAGCUCUUUAGAUGAAAUAUAAGGAAAAAGAAUACAGACAACCAUGGAAAGUGAGGACACAGACAAAAUGCAAGAAAUGAAGACUGACCUAAACUUAUUAUUGGAGUGUCUAAAGUAUCAAAUGGACAACCCUUUUUCACAAAAGGAAGCUUUGGUCACAAUUCAUUCAAUUUGUCAACAAAACAGUAACGCUGGUAUUUAUUUUCGGGAAAUUGGUGGUUUGAUGUUUGUAAAAAAUCUUGCAAAGUCAAGUGAACAUAGCAUGGUAAAAGAAGCAGCCUUGUAUACAUUAGGAACUGUUGCAGAAAAAAAUGUUUACUGUCAGCAGACUUUGUGCACUUCAGAGUUGUUUGAAGACUUAACCUGGUUCUUAUCUAAUAGUGAUUCGAACACAAAUUUGAAAAGAAUGUCUGUCUAUAUGAUUUUGGUUCUGGUUUCAAAUAAUAGGACUGGACAAACGCUUGUGAGAGAAACAGGUUGUAUUACCGUUCUGUCACAGUUGUUCAGGACAGUUCUUUCAAAACAUGAGUUGAAUUUGUCAGAUAAAAAUGUUUCCCAGAGUUACCAGUUGUGGUCUUCCAUAUGUAGUACUCUGUGUGUAUGUGUCAACAAUCCUCAGAAUGAUGAGAAUCAAAUGUAUUGUUGUUCACUUUUUCCACAUGCUAAUGAGUGGCUAAUAAAUUGCAUGAAACCUGAGAUAAUUCGCCCUAUUUGCUCAUUUAUUGGACUCACUCUUGCAAGUAACACAUAUGUUCAGAAAUACUUUAUAUCUGUGGGUGGACUGGAUGUAUUGUCUCAAGUUCUUGUGCAACUGGAAUCUGAUUCACACAAGACUCUUUCCAGUGCUAAGCUUGCAGUGGUGGUGACAAAGACAGUGGAUGCAUGUAUUGCUGAUAAUCCUACUUUCGGGGUAGUACUUUCCAAGUACCACAUUGUUUCAAAACUUCUGUCAUUAUUGCUUAAUGGAAGUCUGGAUCCAGGAGAAAAAUUCAGCAUCAUACUUACUCUUGGGCAUUGCACAGAAGAUUGUGAGGAAAAUCAGUAUGACCUAUUUAAAAAUAAUGGACUUCCACUCAUGAUACAAGCCUUAACUGAAUCUCAGAAUGAGGAACUAAACAAAGCUGCCACUUUCGUGCUUCACAACUGCAGAAGAAUUACUGAGAAAUUGUCUCUAAGUCUAGGAGAAUAUUCUUUUGAUGAAAAUGAAGCAGAACAAUCGAAGGACAUAAAUGUGAAAGAUAAGAAUCUUGAAGAGCAUUGGAAGAAAGCAAAAGAAAUUCUACACAGGAUAGAACAGCUUGAAAGAGAAGGAAAUGAGGAAAAAAUACAAGGAGAAAACUAUUCAUCUGUGAACAUAAAUACUCAGAAUAAACUGAAACAUCUCCAUGCAGAUAGUAUUGGUGGAGGUACCAAAUCAGAAGAUAAGGAUAAAAGCCAGUCUACACAGCUUCAGAGUUAUGAAUCCUGUGGAGUUAUGUGUAAAGCGUGUGCAAAUGAUGACCUAAUGAAGAACUUGUCAAAGAGUGCAAAUCCAGUUGAUGAGUGUUAUAGGGAGAGUGGGCAAAAUAAGACUUUACAUAAAGCCAAUUCAAUAUGCAAACAGAACUUACAUGAAGAAAUGACUUUUGAAAAAAAGAAUUUUGUUUCUCAGUCAAGUGACCGUGUUUUUAAGCAUCCAACUCAAAUUGUCAAAAAUAGAAAGGAGUUACCAGUAACAGAUCCAUUUACGUUAUGUUCAGACAUAAUAAAUAAAGAAGUCGUCAGUGUUCUAGCAACUGACAGUUGUUCCAAAAUGUUGAAGUAUAGGUGCUCAGGUUGCAUGGCAGUAGGAAAAUCUCUGAAUAGCCGAAAUUUUAGCAAGCUCUUGCACUCUUGCUCAUACCAGUGUGAUCGUCACAAAGUCAUUGUGGAAGCUGAAGACAGAUAUAAAAGUGAACUAAGGAAAUCACUUAUUUGUAACAAAAAAAUUCUGCUGACCCCACGGAGAAGACGACGACUCAGUAAUGAAUUUACUGCUCCUGGAGGAAUAAAAAAAAGAAGAGUUCGUAAAAACUUUACUGAAGAAGAAGUGAACUACCUUUUCAAUGGAGUUAAGAAAAUGGGAAAUCACUGGAAUUCAAUUUUAUGGUCUUUCCCCUUUCAGCAAGGACGGACGGCUGUGGAUCUUGCACACAAAUACCAUAAGUUGACCAAACGCCGCAAGUGUGCAUCUCCUUGAUUGGAAGAAGACUUUGUCAGUUUUUUGUUUGGACUCUUAAAAUGCAGUCCUUUGAAAGAUAAAAAAUUUUGAAUAUUCUUCUAAACUCUCACAAAACAGAGAAUGUGGAAAUGAGGGUGCCGUUUUAAACAAACAGUUUUUGUGGUUCUGGAACUCAUUAAAUUAUUAUAAUUUAUAAAGCACAUACAUUAUCAGUGUGCAGAUUAAAAAGAUAAAAGUCCUUCAUAAAGUCAAACAUUUAGGAAUGUGCUUUUAUUUUUCCUUAAGCUCAAAGAACAUAGCUCAAAAAAAAAAAAAUUAUCAGCCUUUAAAUAUUAUUUGACAUUAUACUGCAGUGAAUACUAUGUAAGACAUUUGGAUUUUAGUCUUUUUGCCCAGGUCCAAAGUCCCUCCCCUGAACCCAGAAAGAGAGAAGUUUCCCAGGCUGUUCAGCUGCGGGUCCCACAGACUAAAUCAAUGUUUGACACUUUCUUUAAUUAAAAUGUUUCCUCUUCUAAAGGCUAA
Molecule: messenger RNA, 3042 nt
Organism: Galeopterus variegatus (Sunda flying lemur)
Lineage: Eukaryota; Metazoa; Chordata; Mammalia; Dermoptera; Cynocephalidae
Gene: TERB1
Product: coiled-coil domain containing 79
Exons: 18
Coding region: 364-2538 (724 amino acids)
Biological process (GO): meiotic attachment of telomere to nuclear envelope; homologous chromosome pairing at meiosis
Source: RefSeq, a predicted model, not a curated record